AAAAAAAAUCUAAUCAAACCCUAAAAAGGCUGCACGCCUGAUUUUGGAGAAACCAAGCUUCACCUCCUCCGUUCGUUCUUCUCCAUAGCUCACCGCCGCAUCGCACAGCGUCGAUUGGGAGACCUGAUUCGCGAGAGUUGGAACUUUUCUAGCCAUGACGCCUCUUAAAGACCUUUUACCUGACCCCAAAUCAACCACUACCACGCAUUAUGAUCAUUCUAAUGAUCCAUGGUUCAAAAACCGUUUCGUUGAAAACGAGGCCGAGAAGACCGCAACCAUCACCUUUAAAGUGGUGCCUGUUUACCUGAAACGUCAAGGUUUCCGUCCCAAGAACCCUGAGGAUUUUGGUGAUGGUGGUGCUUUCCCUGAGAUUCAUCUUGCUCAGUAUCCUCUUGGUAUGGGUAGGAAUAAAUCAAAUAAGCCUGGAGCCAAGACUCUUCCUGUUACUGUUGAUGCUCAGGGUAACGUUGUCUUUGACGCUAUUGUGAGGCAGAAUGAGAACUCUAAAAAGAUUGUUUAUUCUCAGCAUAAGGAUAUUAUUCCAAAGAUUCUCAAAGAUGAGGGAUACUUGGAUACUGUAUUGGAUGAAGAGGAGGAAUUGCAGAAGGAGAUACAGGAGACUGCUGAGGAAACAAAAGCUGCCAUUGAGAAGAUUGUGAAUGUGAGACUUAGUGCAGCGCAACCUAGUAAUGUAGCAAGGCAGUCGGGUGAGUCGAAGUACAUUAAGUAUAAGCCUUCUCAGCAAUCUGCAGCGUUCAAUUCCGGUGCUAAAGAGAGGAUUAUUAGGAUGGUGGAGAUGCCUGUAGAUCCACUUGAUCCACCAAAGUUCAAGCAUAAGAGAGUCCCAAAGGCUUCUGGUUCUCCUCCUGUUCCGGUCAUGCAUUCACCUCCCAGGCCUGUUACUGUCAAGGACCAACAAGACUGGAAAAUCCCUCCUUGUAUCUCCAAUUGGAAGAAUCCAAAGGGUUACACAAUUCCUCUUGAUAAACGUCUAGCUGCUGAUGGAAGAGGCUUACAGGACGUUCAGAUCAAUGAUAACUUUGCCAAGUUAUCAGAGGCGCUUUAUGUAGCUGAGCAGAAAGCUAGAGAGGCUGUUUCAAUGCGUUCAAAGGUGCAAAAAGAGAUGUCAAUGAAGGAGAAGGAAAGGAAAGAGCAGGAAUUGAGGGCUCUUGCCCAAAAAGCUCGCUCUGAAAGAACUGGUGCUGCUGUGACUAUGCCUGUCGCAUCUGACAGAUCUGACAGGGGUAGGAGUGAAAGUGUUGACCCAAGGGGUGAUUAUGACAACCCAAGGGGUGAUUAUGACAACCCAAGGGGUGAUUAUGACAACUAUGACCGGGAGAGAGAAAGGGAAAGAGAGAGGGAAGGGCCAAAAGAGACUAGAGAGGAAAGGGAGGAACGGAUUCAGAGAGAGAAGAUCCGAGAAGAGCGUCGUAGGGAAAGAGAGAGGGAGAGAAGGUUGGAAGCUAAAGAUGCUGCCAUGGGGAAGAAGAGCAAGAUCACAAGAGACAGAGACCGUGAUAUCAGUGAGAAAGUUGCUCUUGGAAUGGCAUCUACAGGAGGGAAAGGCGGUGAAGUUAUGUAUGAUCAACGGCUGUUUAACCAGGACAAAGGAAUGGACUCUGGAUUCGCUGCUGAUGACCAAUACAAUUUAUAUGACAAAGGCUUGUUUACUGCACAACCCACUCUUUCAACGCUGUACAAGCCAAAGAAGGAUAACGAUGAAGAAAUGUAUGGAAACGCAGAUGAACAGCUCGACAAGAUCAAGAACACUGAAAGGUUUAAACCUGACAAAGCUUUCACAGGGGCUUCCGAGAGGGCUGGUACCAAGAGAGACCGACCUGUUGAGUUUGAGAAGGAAGAGGAACAAGAUCCUUUCGGUCUAGACAGGUGGGUUUCUGAUUUGAAGAAAGGUAAGAAACCUUUGGACAAAAUCGGGUCUGGAGGAACAAUGAGAGCAAGUGGCGGUGGUGGUAGCUCUUCAAGGGAUGACCAUGGCGGAUCUGGUCGUACCAAGAUCAAUUUCGAACGCAGUGGCCGUUGAAAAAUCAUGACAACGAAACCUUUGUUUGAUUCAAUAUAUAACUUGUUAUCUUUGGAUCUGUUGAAACAGUGUUUACUUUUGAUUCAGUAUCUAUGUUGUUGCGACUUGUGUGAGUCUCUGAACUCUACUCUAAUACAAUCUUUCAACUUCAUAUAUCA
Molecule: messenger RNA, 2199 nt
Organism: Camelina sativa (false flax)
Lineage: Eukaryota; Viridiplantae; Streptophyta; Magnoliopsida; Brassicales; Brassicaceae
Product: SNW/SKI-interacting protein
Biological process (GO): mRNA splicing, via spliceosome
Cellular component (GO): spliceosomal complex
Source: RefSeq, a predicted model, not a curated record